AUGGAACACUCUGACUCUCCAAACAAUGUGACUGAAUUUAUCCUCCUGGGACUUACACAAAACCCACAGCUGCAGAAAAUAUUCUUUGUUGUAUUUUUAUUCAUCUUUCUCUUCACUGCAUUGGCCAACCUGUUCAUUGCAAUCACCAUUGCUCUAAGCCCUACACUUUCAGCUCCCAUGUACUUCUUUCUUACUUAUUUAUCUUUUAUUGAUGCCUGCUAUACCUCUGUCACCACCCCUAAGAUGAUAAUUGACUUGCUGUAUCACAGAAGAACUAUCUCUUUUAAUAGCUGUCUCACUCAGCUAUUUGUUGAACAUUUUCUGGGGGGCUCUGAGAUUAUCCUUCUCAUCGUCAUGGCCUAUGAUCGCUAUGUUGCCAUUUGUAAGCCCUUGCACUACAUGACUAUUAUGCGGCCUCAUGUAUGCCGUUUGUUGGUAAUAGUGGUCUGGGUGGGGGGCUUGGUACAUGCCACUGCUCAGAUUCUUUUCAUGAUCCAUCUACCCUUCUGUGGCCCCAAUGUCAUUGAUCACUUCAUGUGUGACCUGUUUCCAUUGCUAAAACUUGCCUGCACUGAUACCUAUAUACUAGGGAUGGUUGUUGCUGCUAACAGUGGAGUCAUGUGCAUGUUGAUUUUUUCCAUGCUUCUUGUCUCCUACAUUGUCAUUUUGUGCUCCUUAAAGACACACAGUUUGGAGGGGCGACGCAAAGCCCUCUCUACCUGUGGCUCCCAUUUUCUUGUGGUAGUCCUGUUCUUUGUGCCCUGUAUCUUUACCUACACACGACCUGUAUGUACUUAUGAGAUUGACAAAUUAGUCACUGUAUUUUUUGCUAUUUUUACCCCCAUGUUAAAUCCUAUAAUUUACACAGUGAGGAACACAGAAGUGAAAAAUGCCAUGAGAAAUUUGCUUAAAAAAAGAAUCACUUCUACUUCCCAAUAA
Molecule: messenger RNA, 939 nt
Organism: Sarcophilus harrisii (Tasmanian devil)
Lineage: Eukaryota; Metazoa; Chordata; Mammalia; Dasyuromorphia; Dasyuridae
Product: olfactory receptor 140-like
Exons: 1
Coding region: 1-939 (312 amino acids)
Biological process (GO): G protein-coupled receptor signaling pathway
Cellular component (GO): membrane
Molecular function (GO): G protein-coupled receptor activity; olfactory receptor activity
Source: RefSeq, a predicted model, not a curated record